This is a messenger RNA of Arachis stenosperma, 1180 nucleotides long. RefSeq lists its product as uncharacterized. NCBI's taxonomy places the organism in Eukaryota, Viridiplantae, Streptophyta, Magnoliopsida, Fabales, Fabaceae. The transcript is spliced from 6 exons. Gene Ontology annotation, cellular component: membrane. The record is from RefSeq and is a predicted model, not a curated record. The coding region runs from base 288 to 995 and encodes 235 amino acids.
GUUUGUUUUUAUUUUUUAUUUUUUUAUUUUCUUUCUGUUCUUCCAUUCCAUGCAAUGCAACGCAACUUAUUAUUUUUUGGGGUCCCUCUCUUUUAUUUGAAUUGAUUGACAAAAUUUGUAGUGACUCAUAUUCAUAUGGCCUUAGAGGAAUUAAGAUCUUCACUUCUAUCCUUGAUAUAAUAUAUAAGAAAGCAUAUAUAUUCUCCUAAAUUUCCUCAUCAAAAUCUUCUUAUCUUCUGAAGCUUAAUUUGCAAUUUUGGUGGUGUUUUUAGCACAUAAUAAUAAUAAUGGAAGAAUCAAUUAAGAACAUGAUUGUUGUUGGAGUUGUUUCAUGGUCAUCAGCAUUUCUUGUUACAAGGAGGAUCCUUCAGAAGCGUUCUUUUGAUUUCAGCAACAGAGUUAUCUCAACAAUUCAUGCAAUUUUGGCAGUCACGUUGGCUUCAAUCUCUGUUCAAGAUUGGAAAUGUCCAAUAUGCCCUGUAGCUUCAAAUUCUUCUCUUACACAGAUGCAAGUUCUGGCAGUGAGCGUUUCAUAUCUGAUAUAUGAUUUGGUGUGUUGUCUGUUUGGUGAAAGAGUGAGUAUGGACAACACCAUCCACCAUUUGGUUAGCAUUCUUGGACUUGGUGCAGGUCUUUGCUAUCAAAAGUGUGGUUCAGAGAUGGUGGCAUGUGUUUGGAUAACAGAGAUGUCAAGUCCUUUCUUGCAUUUGAGGGAGCUUCUCAAGGAACUUGGUUAUAGGGACACUCCUCUUAAUUUGGCUGCUGAUCUUCUGUUUGCUGCCAUAUUUACAUUUGCAAGGAUGGUGGCUGGACCCUAUCUCACCUAUGUCACUUUAUCUGCCAAUAAUCCAUUUCUCAUCAAGGCUACAGCAUUGGGUUUGCAGCUAGUAAGUGCAUUCUGGUUUUUCAAAAUCCUAAGAAUGGUGAAAUACAAAUUGACUAAGAAGAAAUCUACAUCUAUAAAUGGCACCAACCAUGUCAACGGUAUAAAAUAGUAGAUGUGUGUAUAAAGUAGCAAUCCAAUCUUCGACUUGUUUGUAUUUUAGAUCAUUCUUUAAUUUUUAUUUGGAAAUUAAAUUAUGAUUUGGGCAAAAUCAUUAAGAUAGAAUUUUUUGCCCAAGUUGUAGUUUAAAACUUGAUAUGCAAUCAUGUACCAAACAAUUUAAUUGAUUCUUGUACC